This is a messenger RNA of Didymella exigua CBS 183.55, 486 nucleotides long. Its product is annotated as DUF866-domain-containing protein. Gene Ontology annotation, molecular function: zinc ion binding. The record is from RefSeq and is a predicted model, not a curated record. The transcript has 3 exons. Lineage: Eukaryota; Fungi; Ascomycota; Dothideomycetes; Pleosporales; Didymellaceae. Bases 1 to 486 code for a protein of 161 amino acids.
AUGGUGCUCGCCCUAGCCCUCAAAGCCGAGCUCGCGGGCGUCACGGACCUGCGCCCGCUGGACACGGAGGACGCGCCCUUUUACUACACGUUCAAGGUGCAGUGCACGUCGUGCCGCGAGACGCACCCGAACUGGGUGUCUGUGAGCCGGUUCGAGCAGAACGAGAUCAGCGGCAGCAAGGGCGAGGCCAAUUUUGUGUGGAAGUGCAAGAACUGCAAGAGAGAGCAUUCGGCGAAUAUCAAGGCCGCGCCGGCGACGUACGAGAGGAGCGAUCCGCCCAAGAUGAAGAACGUCUUGGAGUUUGAUUGCAGGGGGCUGGAGUUUGUCGAGUUCAAGGCUGAUGGCGAGUGGCUUGCCACGGGCGAGGAGUCUGGCACCAAGUUUGAGAACAUCGAGCUGCACGAGGGCGAGUGGUUCGACUACGACGAGAAGGCGAGCGAGGAGGUCAGCAUCACGAACCUGGUGUGGGAAGUGCGACGCGCAUAG